CUUGUCUCAUUCCCAGUGUGCAGCUCAGCAAGGGGUCCGUCCUCUCUGUCACUGUCUCUUUUGCCUGUUGUAAUUCCGUCUGCCUCUCUCUGACUCUGCCUGUCUCACUUUCUGUUUGUGCUCUCCUCACCCUUGUUCCUUCAGCUUGAAUCACAGCCCCUCUGUCUUUCUGCCCUCAUGCAUUUGUCUUUGUUGCGCUUUCUGUCUUUCUGCCUUGACACCAUCCCCUUUCCCAGUGCCUUCCCUCUACUUCUAUAAGGCUUAAUUGCUUAGGCAGGGAAAUAGAGGCUAAGGGCCUCUCUCCUGGCUUCCCUCUUCAUCUUACUGAGCCUGCCAGUCAGGAGGGCUGCGGGUCCUGCAGCCGUGGGUGGCCUACAGCCAAAGGAGGGAGGAGCCCAUCCGGGCGGGAUUGGCCCUAGGUCCACCUCAAAAAGCCUGGGGCAAGGGGCGCGACGCGUUCUGGAUGAACCCUGGAGGGCCUGUUUGGUCCGACAGACCCCACAGGCUCAGCAGGGAUUUGCGGUGUCAUGCCCCGGAGCCCCCGGACCGCGCCGAGCUGGGCGCUGUUGCUGCGGCUGCUGGCACUGCUGCGGCCGCCAGGGAUGAGCGAGGCGUGCAGCUGCGCCCCUGCGCACCCCCAGCAGCACGUCUGUCACUCAGCGCUCGCCAUACGGGCCAAAAUCUCCAGUGAGAAGGUAGUUCCUGCCAGUGCAGACCCCACUGACACUCAAAAAAUGAUCCGGUAUGAAAUCAAACAGAUAAAGAUGUUUAAAGGGUUUGAGAAAGUCAAGGAUGUUCAGUAUAUCUAUACACCUUUUGAUUCCUCUCUCUGUGGUGUAAAACUAGAAGCUAACAGCCAGAAGCAAUAUCUCUUGACUGGUCAGAUCCUCAGUGAUGGAAAAGUCUUCAUCCAUCUGUGUAACUACAUCGAACCUUGGGAGAACCUGUCCUUUUUGCAGAGAGAAAGUCUGAAUCACCACUACCAUCUGAACUGUGGCUGCCAAAUUACCACCUGCUAUACAGUGCCCUGUACCAUCUCCGCCCCCAAUGAGUGCCUCUGGACAGACUGGCUGUUGGAACGGAAGCUCUAUGGGUACCAGGCCCAGCAUUAUAUCUGCAUGAAGCAUGUCGAUGGCACCUGCAGCUGGUACCAGGGCCGCCUGCCCCUCAGGAAGGAGUUUGUUGACAUCAUCCAGCCCUAGUAUGGGCCAAUGACCACCACUUUCCUUCAAGAGUCCUGAAGCCUAAGCCAGUUCUCCUUCCCUGUGGAGCUCUGGCCGUCACCACCUGUCUCAUCACUGCCAGCCAAUGGGAAGUACCAAGUAGAUGAUGUGGCUAGUGUUAGGGCAGGGAUGGGGCUUGUAGCAACUUGUAUCCAAACACCAUCCCAGAACCUGUCAAAGGCCAGGAAAAGUCACUUGACUUUUCUAGCCUGCCUUUAGCCCAUCUCCCCUGCUUCCCAAACCCUUUCAGUCUAGCUAAGCCCUGCUACUGAAGUUUUGAUUCUGGCUUAGUUGGUUUUCUAUAGCCAGAACUAUUCACUUUUCUCCCUGGGAGAAUGUGUUUUCUCUUACUGUAACUGAUCUGAUAAGGGAGAAAUGGUGAUUAUUAUACAUAUGAGAUGAUGUGGCCUUGUGAUGUAUAAUACCAGAAGGUGGGCUGACAGAAUCAGAAACAAGCUGAUUUGGAGGAGUGAAAAGAACAAUACACUAUGGCUGUAUGUCCUCUACUCAUGUCCCACUCAUCCUAAUCCUCUCAUAUACUUUCAUCUGUUUGGGGGAGAGACUUGAGGGGUGCAGAGUCAUUCAGGGGGAGACCUGCAGUGGCCUAACCUUCCUCCACAUGCUGUAAUUCCCCUCUACGUCAUUCCUGGCAGAGGAUCUGGCCCAGUUAGCAUACCUCUGUGGACAAGAAUAGACUUAGGUAUUACCUCUCCAGGUUAAUUAUCCUUAAUGCCUUCAACUGAUGUGCAUAAAGCUUCUCCUGUUUCUUUUAGAAAGUCCUUCUCUGCUCAAUUACUAAUGUUUUCAUUCCUAAUUCAGAAUUUUUUUAAGCCAAAAAAAAAAAAGUCUUUCUCUUGUAGAGAUGAAAUUCCUCUUUAGCUCUUAACACCUCAGAGAGAUCUUAGGAGGUCCUCUCUUGAGGGAAAAUUUCAGGAUAGAGGACAGGAGAGAAAUAACACAAGGGCCCUUGGGGGAAAAAGAUGGUAGAUGGGGAACAUACUUUGCAACUCUUACAACUGUUUUCAGUGAUCAGCCCUGCUAGGCGUUAUGGCAGGAAAAAGCCAGCUUUGUUCCCUGUCUGCUCCUCAGCUCAGUCCCCUCACCACUGUGUAUUAGAGUCCCUGAGAACUCCAAGGCACAGACGCCUUAGGGUUCCUUAGACUGUGCAAGGCUUCCUGGCUUGCCCUGAAAGGGAAAGCCCUUAUGCUCAUCUCAAGAAUUUAUUAAGGAUGAGGGCUUAAAGUUCCAGAGACUUGCCCUGGCAAAAAUGAAGGAGGUAGUUCUUUUCAAGGCUCAAGGAUGCUAUUCAUCUUUUAUGUGUGGUUUGGCCCAUGCACAAUAUGCCAGAUAAUUCACAGAAAUGGUUCAAAUGGAGAUCCCUUUUGGAGUAGGGAGUGGGAGGGGAAAUAAACAUGAUCUCUGUCCCAGAGUACAAUACUGGAAUGCUAUGGCAGUAAGUCUUCAUUGGUGGGUUAAGCAGGAUCACCAACAGACCAUGCAACCCUGGGGCAGAGGAUGUGGGGACAGAGAGAAAGAAGGGAGUUAAACUGGAGCUAGAAGUUGUCAUGAAGGACAAACAUUAGCAAUAGCCUCUGUCCCAGUCAACCAAGCCAUCUCUCUGCUCCUUCUGAUAUCCUAGUAUGGCCUCAGAGAAAGCAUAGUGUUAAUCCAGUCUGACUGUAAUCUUGAGGAAGCCAAGGGAAGAGCCUGGUGAAAAAUAAUAGGAAUAAUACCUUACAUCUGAGGAGUGCUUCACACUUUUCCAGAAGGCUAUUACUUAAAGAAUUUCAUUCACAUUUUGUAAGUACUAUAUUAGAUAUCCUGGUCAGGAAUAAUUAUGUGCAUUUAACAUUCCGAGUGGGAAACUGACAUACAGGGAAUCUAACUAGUCCAGUGACCUGUGGCAGGGCCAGAGCUAGAACCCAAAACAGUGGGAUCUUCUGAUCGCUGAUCCAUAGGUUUGUUACUUUCUCAGCUUGAUAAAAUGCCCUUGUUUCUGCUCUUCACUAUUCGGUCUCCAAUAACCCCUUGGAGACAAGGGGUUAUCAGCUAAAAUUCAGCUGCUCUAGCCCCACAAAGCAGGUCCACAGUUCAACCCCAACAGAGUGUCUUUUGAAAAUGCCGAGGCCCUCUUUUGAGCCCCAUAAUCACCAUGAGGCUAAGCUCAGAAUGUAAACAGCAGAGGGACUAGAGUCCCCACUCAAUC
This is a messenger RNA of Lynx canadensis (Canada lynx), 3429 nucleotides long. RefSeq names its product TIMP metallopeptidase inhibitor 4 (gene TIMP4). Lineage: Eukaryota; Metazoa; Chordata; Mammalia; Carnivora; Felidae. The transcript is spliced from 5 exons. Bases 528 to 1202 code for a protein of 224 amino acids. Gene Ontology annotation, cellular component: extracellular matrix. The record is from RefSeq and is a predicted model, not a curated record. Gene Ontology annotation, biological process: negative regulation of membrane protein ectodomain proteolysis; negative regulation of endopeptidase activity. Gene Ontology annotation, molecular function: metalloendopeptidase inhibitor activity; protease binding.